ACCGUCAAAUUUUUGCAUUUACAAGAUAAAACUAAAAACAUAAACGUUAAUAAAUAAUUUAAUAAUUGUUUCAUAAAAAUGAAUUACACCGUAUAUUUGAAUAAGAUUCCGUUUUUAAGACAUAAUGGGAAGUCUUACGAAGACAUAUUGGAAAGCGUAUUCAAUUUAACCAAUCUUACAAAAGAGGACUAUUAUUUGCUCUAUAAUGGAAAAUUGUUAACGAAUACUACUGAAUUUUCAACUCGGAUUAAUUUUGACACUGAAAUCAGCCUCAAAGUAAAUGGUGGAAAAGGGGGUUUUGGUUCAAUGCUAAGAGCAAUUGGAGCUCAGAUUGAGAAAACAACAAACAAAGAAGCUUGUAGAGAUUUGAGUGGUAGACGGCUCCGUGAUAUUAAUGAGGAGAAAAAGUUAAAAGCAUGGCUAGAGAAGCAAAAAGAAAGAGAAGAAGAAGCAAAAGAACGAAAGAAAAGGAAGCUGGAGAGAUUAAUAGCGGUUCCCAAGCACGAAUUCAAAGAUAUUAAUUAUGAAAACGCACGAUCUGAACUUACGGAAAAAAUAAGCGAAGCAGUGGAAGAAGGAUUUAAAAAAGCGGAAAAUAGUAUUGCUAAGAGAAAAGCGGAAACGAUUACUACGAAAAGAAAACCGAACCUUUGGUUUGAUGAUGAUUUAAGUUCAGGGUCAGAUAGUGAUUCGGAAUCAGAGACCGAAUGUAAAAAAUUAAAGAUGAGUACUGAAUUGGAAACAUAUCACGACAAUAACUCGGCUGAAGUCUCGAAUUCUAGCAAACACAUUUUAAACGAAAGUAGCUCAAAUUCUAACACAUUUGAUAGUGGAUUAAAUACAAACGAAACAAGUUGUUCGAGUUCCGAUGUACAAAAAAGAGAUGUACUUACAAUUCCUAAUUAAAGAAUUUGUUUAAAAUAGUUAAGAAAAAUAAUGAAAAUUUUAUAUGUAAGUGUAAGUUCAGUUUACGUUUUUAGUAUCCAGCUUAAACUUGUGGUAUAAAAACAUAUUUUUCUUUAAAUAAAUUCAUAU
Molecule: messenger RNA, 1035 nt
Organism: Condylostylus longicornis
Lineage: Eukaryota; Metazoa; Arthropoda; Insecta; Diptera; Dolichopodidae
Product: splicing regulator SDE2
Exons: 2
Coding region: 79-906 (275 amino acids)
Cellular component (GO): nucleus
Source: RefSeq, a predicted model, not a curated record